AUGUCUUCGCCCACCACCACACCAACCCACAAACUCACCCCCCUCGCAACCCUCACACCGCCCUCCAACUCGCGAACCUGGCAGUCCGCGCCACAUCCCUCUCUCCCUAUCGUCGCAACUGCGUGCUCCGAUCGCAGCGUCCGCGUCUACAGUCUAACCUCCUUCACGCUCCUACAUUCCAUAACAGGUGGGCAUAAGCGCAGCGUACGGACUGUGUCCUGGAAACCGAGUACACGGGGACAGAGUGUUCUCGCGACUGGAAGUUUCGAUUCUAGCGCUGGGAUAUGGCGGAGGGAAGAAAAUGGUGGAGGACGCGAAGAGGACUUUACGGGUAGACGAAUCGGUGCUGGCGGUGAGGAUAGUGAUGGAGACGAACGCGACGACGCAGACGACUACCAAUUCUCCUGCAUCCUCGACGGCCACGAAUCCGAAAUCAAAUGCUUGGCUUGGAGUCCCAGCGGGCAAUACCUAGCAACGUGCUCCCGCGACAAGAGCGUGUGGAUAUGGGAGGAGCUCGAAGACGAUAACUUUGAAACCGUGGCUGUGUUGCAGGAACAUGACGGCGAUGUCAAGAGCGUGGCGUGGCACCCCGAGGAAGAUUUACUGGUUAGCACGAGCUACGACGAUACGGUUAGGUUGUACAAGGAGGAUGCGGAUGAUUGGGUGCAGGUGAGUAUGAUUGAGGGGCAUGAGAAGACGGUUUGGUGGGCGGAGUUUGAGGGGAGUGGGAUGGCGGGGAGGGGCUGGAGGAAGGAUUCAUCGGACACAACACUAUCGGAACAGCAGUCAUCCCAUAUCUCGGAGUUGGAACGAUCGGGACCGCGGCUAGCGACGUGCUCAGACGACUGCACGGUACGGAUAUGGCGCCGGAAAGCGAAAGAAGGGGAUGGCAACGCGAGUAAUAAGACGGGCGUCCCUAGUAUCAUCCGCUCGGCGGCUAUCGACGAGGAGUGGUAUCAGGAUGCGGUGCUACCGCAGGUUCACGAACGCGCUAUCUACUCGGUUUCUUGGAGUCGGAGGACGGGCAUGAUUGUUAGUGCGGGUAGCGAUGGGAAAGUCAUUGUUUAUAAGGAGAGGUGGAGGGGCAAUGCGGAGGAUGGAGUGGAGGGGAUGGAUGUUGAUGGUGCGCAUGUAGAGGGAUUAGGAGGAUUGACGGAGUGGGUGGUUGUUGCGGAACUGUUUUCCGGACAUGAUGUCUUUGAGAUUAAUCAUGUUUGCUGGGCCAAGAGGGCGGAUAAGGGGAGGAGGGGUGAGGAGGAGGAGGUUGUGCUUACUACGGGGGAUGACGGGGGGGUGAGGGUUUGGGUGUUGGAUGAGGUGGAUGCUGAGAAGGUGUGA
Messenger RNA from Alternaria ventricosa, 1338 nucleotides. It is a transcript of the gene CIA1, whose product is annotated as Cytosolic iron-sulfur protein assembly protein. The record is from RefSeq and is a predicted model, not a curated record. The transcript has a single exon. Gene Ontology annotation, molecular function: protein binding. Gene Ontology annotation, cellular component: cytosolic [4Fe-4S] assembly targeting complex. NCBI's taxonomy places the organism in Eukaryota, Fungi, Ascomycota, Dothideomycetes, Pleosporales, Pleosporaceae. Gene Ontology annotation, biological process: iron-sulfur cluster assembly. Bases 1 to 1338 code for a protein of 445 amino acids.